AGCAGGCGCCAGCGUGGACGCCCUUCUCGGGAGUCGGCGACGGAGAGCAGUGGGAAGCCCCAGCGCUGGCCCCGCGCCCCGAGCCGCGACCCCGCCCUCUUCCUCUCCCUCCGCCGCCCGCUCGACCUCCCCGCUGGCCAAGAUGGCGGCUGCUGUUAGGGCGAUGGGCGUCUGGGCGCGCUUCACGGCCGCCGCCAGGUACCACCCGGCCCGGUGCUGCCGCCUCUCAGGUUAUGCCUGCAGAAGCCUUAGCACUUCUACCUCACGGAAAUCUAGAACCCAUGUUAACUAUGACAUCAAAGGAGAUGUUGCCGUUGUGCGUUUUAAUUCACCAAAUUCCAAGGUCAACACUCUGUCCAAACAGCUGCAAGCGGAUUUCCAAGAAAUCAUGAGCGAAAUCUGGGCCAACGAUGCUGUCCAGAGUGCCGUCCUCAUCUCUGCCAAGCCCGGCUGCUUCAUUGCAGGAGCAGACAUCGACAUGAUUGAGGCCUGCAAGUCAAGCCAAGAAGUGACCCAGCUGUCUCAGGAAGGACAGAAGAUGCUGGAAAACCUUGAAAAAUCCCCCAAGCCUAUUGUUGCGGCCAUCAGUGGUGCCUGCCUUGGGGGAGGACUAGAGGUCGCCAUCGCUUGCCAGUACCGGAUAGCAACCAAGGACAAGAAGACGGUGCUGGGGACACCCGAGGUGCUGCUGGGGCUGCUGCCGGGGGCUGGAGGGACUCAACGGCUGCCCAAGAUGGUGGGGCUUCCUGCUGCCUUUGACAUGAUGCUGACGGGAAGAAACAUUCAAGCUGACAGAGCCAAAAAGAUGGGGCUGGUGGACCAGCUGGUGGACCCACUAGGGCCUGGGAUCAAGAGCCCUGCGGAGCGGACCGUUGAGUACCUGGAGGAGGUGGCCAUCUCCUUUGCCAGAGGACUGGCCACCAAGACCAUUUCUCGGAAGAAGGACAAAGGGCUCCUUCAGAAGGUGAUGGACUACGCCCUGGCGGUCCCCUUCGUGCGGCAGCAGCUCUACAAGUCGGUGGAGGGGAGAGUGCGGAAGCAGACCAGGGGGCUCUACCCUGCUCCCCUCAGCAUCCUGGAGGUGGUGAAGACCGGCCUGGAGCAGGGCAAGGAAGCUGGCUACCACAUGGAGUCCCAGAAAUUUGGGGAACUCGGGAUGACCCCUGAAUCCAAGGCGCUGAUCGGGCUGUACCACGGGCAGGUGCAGUGCAAGAAGAACCGGUUUGGGCAGCCAAAGCAACCCGUCAAAAAUCUCGCCAUCCUGGGAGCAGGCCUGAUGGGUGCGGGAAUCGCUCAGGUCUCUGUGGACAAGGGGAUGAAGACCAUCCUGAAGGACACCACCGUGCAGGCCUUGGGCCGAGGGCAGCAGCAGAUCUUCAAAGGCCUGAAUGCCAAAGUGAAGAAGAAGAGCCUCACCUCCUUCCAGAGGGACAUGAUGCUCAGCGACCUGACAGGGCAGCUGGAUUACAAGAACUUUGGCAAGGCUGACAUGGUGAUCGAAGCUGUCUUUGAGGACCUCGGCAUCAAGCAUAAAGUGCUGAAGGAGGUGGAAGCGGUGAUCCCUCCCCACUGUAUCUUUGCCAGCAACACCUCGGCUCUCCCCAUCAGCCAGAUCGCUUCAGCCAGCAAGAGGCCCGAAAAGGUGAUCGGGAUGCACUACUUCUCUCCCGUGGACAAGAUGCAGCUGCUGGAGAUCGUCACCACGGACAAAACGUCCCCCGAGACAGCUGCCGCUGCGGUCGCUGUGGGCCUGCAGCAGGGGAAGGUCAUCAUUGUGGUGAAGGAUGGCCCAGGUUUCUACACCACCAGAUGCCUCGCGCCUGUGCUGGCGGAGUUUGUGCGCAUUCUCCAGGAAGGCACUGACCCCAAGACGAUGGAUGCCAUCACCACCAACUUCGGCUUCCCCGUGGGGGCUUCCAUCCUGGUCGACGAAGUGGGUGUGGACGUUGCUGCGCAUGUCUCCGAGGAUCUCCUCAAAGCCUUUGGGGAGCGGUUCAAAGGCGGGAACGUGGAGCUGAUGAAAGCCAUGGUGGAGAAGGGCUUCCUGGGCCGCAAAGCAGGGAAGGGCUUCUACAUUUACCAGGAAGGCGUGAAGAACCGGAGCAUCAACACCGGCAUGGAUGAGAUCCUGGCGAGGUUCAAAGUGCCCGCCAGGCCAGAAGUCUCCACUGUGGAAGACAUCCAGAUGCGCCUGAUCACCCGAUUUGUGAACGAGGCAGUCCUGAGCCUGCAGGAGGGUGUCCUCAACAACCCCACGGAGGGGGACAUCGGGGCCGUGUUCGGGCUGGGCUUCCCACCGUGCCUGGGAGGUCCCUUCCAGUAUACGGAUCACUACGGGGCCCAGCGCAUGGUGGAUCGCAUGCGGAAGUACGAGGAGGUCUACGGGAGUGCGUUCACGCCAUGCCAGCUGCUGCUUGAUCACGCCAAGGACUCCAGCAAGCAGUUCCACGAGUGAACGUGUCUGCACGUCCGUCCACAGAGCUGAGGGCAGAGGGGAAGGCCCUGCAAGAGACUCUUGCCCAGUAGCUGGGGUGGGGAGGCCCCUGGCUCUUCACCCUCCAAGUGCCUUAGCCGCCCGGGCACUACCUCUCCUGGAUGUUGGUCUUGCUUGGGGGGAGGAAGAGUUGGGGCUUUCUGUUCUGCCCAAGCCUGGCAGCCUGCAGGUCCACCACCACCACCGGUGGCAGCAGCACUACCUGUGGGGAUAAUAGAGUUGUGUCUGUACCCGGGACAGGCCUGGGCCCCUAACCCACGCACAAAGAAUUCCAGACAAUAAAGCCCUGUGUCUUGUUCACCGAUAA
Messenger RNA from Hemicordylus capensis (graceful crag lizard), 2801 nucleotides. RefSeq names its product hydroxyacyl-CoA dehydrogenase trifunctional multienzyme complex subunit alpha (gene HADHA). Gene Ontology annotation, cellular component: mitochondrion; mitochondrial fatty acid beta-oxidation multienzyme complex. The transcript has 20 exons. Gene Ontology annotation, biological process: fatty acid beta-oxidation. The coding region runs from base 143 to 2455 and encodes 770 amino acids. NCBI's taxonomy places the organism in Eukaryota, Metazoa, Chordata, Lepidosauria, Squamata, Cordylidae. Gene Ontology annotation, molecular function: enoyl-CoA hydratase activity; NAD+ binding; long-chain (3S)-3-hydroxyacyl-CoA dehydrogenase (NAD+) activity. The record is from RefSeq and is a predicted model, not a curated record.